AUGAAGCGGCAGGAUGACACCGACCCGGGAGAAACGCCCAGAUGUCUCCCUUUCGGGCGUGAGACCGAGCGCAGCGCACGAGAGGCGACAGCGCUGGAAGGCUGGGGAGACUCGGGUCUCGUUAGCGAGACGCAGACUCCCUCUGGUGAAGCUGUCGGCGCUUCGCGUCGGCAGGCGCAGCGAGACAGGGAAGGCGAGGAACGGGACAUGGAGAAGGUCGAGGACUUUGAGACCGAUUGCACUUUUUCGUGGUCCGCUUCUUCGGACUCCACGGGAGCAGACGGGAGUCGAGUGAGGUCUCGCGCGUUCCAGUCCCCAAGACAGUCGUCCGUUGACGGCUGCAUCCACUUUCACUCCCUCGAAGACCCUCCUGUGGAGGAGGGCGAAUCUGUCGAUGCCUCGCGGUCGAAGCGUCGAGCCGCUUCCUCGCGCGCGUCGACGUCUUCGGCCUCUUCGUAUUCCCCUUCCCUCGAUUCCUGUUUGUUCUCUCAGUUUUCAGCGCUCCACCGUUCCCUGCUCAUCCCCCUUCUCAAGGGCGGCGGCAUCGUGACCCCCACGGACGUUCAGGAGCGUUGCAUUCCACUGUUGCUCGCCGGAAACUCUUCCCUCGUCGUCGCGCCUACCGGCAGCGGGAAAACCCUGGCGUGGGCUCUCCCCCUCCUCCAUCGCUGGAUACUCGCCGACACGGAGCGACUCGCGCCGUACCCUCAGCAGCCAGGCCUCGUCGUUCUCGUUCCUUCUCGCGAACUGGCGAGUCAAGUCCUCGGACAGCUCCGGCGCUUCUCGUCCGUCAUUACUUCGGCGGCCUGCGCGGCGGGCCAGUCGUACGUCAAGGAAGUCCGCAUGCUUCGCUCUGGAGUCGACGUCGUCGUCUCCACGCCCGCACGGCUGCUCCUCCACCUGCACAAGAAAAAUGUCAACAUGAACCGGGUCAUGGCGCUCGUCAUCGAGGAGGCAGAUACUCUCUGCGACUCCUUUUUCGAGCAGGAACUGUGCGUGCUUCUGUCGUCCCACUUCCGCCGCUUCCAGGCGUCCCCCUCGCUCGCCCUGGCGACGCCUGGCUCGGCCCGGGGCGUUCUGCCCGAGAGCGGAACUGACCAAGCGCGAGCGGGGUGGUCCUCGUCGCCACACCAGAGGCAAAACCUUCUCGAGAUGCAGGAGUCGCAAGCACCUGCACGGCGCGAAGCAGACGAGAACGCCGACGCGUCCGCCGGCGAGUUGCCGCAUAGAAACGACCUGCAGCUCGUCUUUGUCGCCGCGACAAAAACCGGCGCUCUCGCGCGAUUUCUCAAGCAGCAGAUCGGCAGGGUGCACAUCACGAGUGUAUGUACCCCCGACGCCCACCUGGCUGCAGCUGGAGUCCAGCAGGUUUUUGUUUCGCUCAACGGCCAGGACCGCAUGUCGCGCCUCAUGGAGGUUCUGGAGGAGCGAGUCGGGGGAGGUGACGGGAAAACGAUGAUCUUCUGCAACACGGUCAACACUUGCCGGGCAGUGGACUUGACGCUCUUGGAAAAGGGAUACAAAGUCUCGUGUCUUCACGGCCUCAUGCCGUUCAAGCUGCGCAAAGCCAGCUUCCAGAAACUCCAGAACGGCGAGACAAACAUCCUGGUUUGCACAAACGUCGCUUCACGGGGGCUGGACGUUGAAGGCGUGAAGCACGUGAUUCAUUUUGAUUUCCCCCAGACGCUCGCUGACUAUCUACAUCGGAGCGGAAGAACAGCUCGAGGAGGCGAGACGGGGCGCGUCACGAUUCUUUUCUCGAAGCGUAAUCUUCCGCUCAUUCAGCAGAUACAGAACGCCAGCCGAGCGGCUACGUCUCCCCCGGAGCUACGACAUGCGACGCCUCGAAUUCGACGCGUUUUGCGGCUCGAAGAGCGCUGGAAAGAGCUCAUCGAUAUGCGGAAUCCAAAGCGCAAGAUCGGAGGCCGCAAGAAGCUUGGUCUGCCACCGAACAGAAACACCGUCGGGCCAAAGGCAAAAUGGGCAAUCAAGAAACUUUACUUCAGGUUGAAGGCCAAGGACCACCUCCAGUUCCUGCGCUCUCGUGGCAUUCUGGGCAAAAAAGAGCUGCUACCCCGACACCCGCGUGUGUCGGUAGAGCGAUCCGACGCACAGCAGGCGAUGAAGAUGAUUCGAGGAGACGAUGGUCUACUACAGGUACUUCCGGUUAGGAGGUCGAAGUUUUUCAUGGUCAAGCAAGCGCAGAAAAGCCAGUCUCACCAGAGCCGUCUCGCCCGUAGACCCGCGCCCUUCAAACGAUUUCAAGUCAGCAAAGUCGACUUAGUCUAUCCGCGGUGCUCAGCUGAUGAUGACCUGUACAUCUGA
This is a messenger RNA of Neospora caninum, 2325 nucleotides long. Its product is annotated as putative ATP-dependent RNA helicase. The transcript has 8 exons. Gene Ontology annotation, molecular function: nucleic acid binding; ATP binding. The record is from RefSeq and is a predicted model, not a curated record. Bases 1 to 2325 code for a protein of 774 amino acids. Lineage: Eukaryota; Apicomplexa; Conoidasida; Eucoccidiorida; Sarcocystidae.